Molecule: messenger RNA, 1601 nt
Organism: Ictalurus punctatus (channel catfish)
Lineage: Eukaryota; Metazoa; Chordata; Actinopteri; Siluriformes; Ictaluridae
Gene: snrnp35
Product: small nuclear ribonucleoprotein 35 (U11/U12)
Exons: 2
Coding region: 572-1366 (264 amino acids)
Biological process (GO): mRNA splicing, via spliceosome
Cellular component (GO): U12-type spliceosomal complex; precatalytic spliceosome
Molecular function (GO): mRNA binding; snRNA binding
Source: RefSeq, a predicted model, not a curated record
UUCAAACUGUUUUCUCCUCGCCAUGUAAGUGCACUACGUAGUGAAUGGAUUAAUGCCUUCUCCACACUCUUUAGUGCACUAAUUAAAUAUCAAGGCGUUUGGGAUUCGGUCAUUUGAUUUCUGAGAUAUCUAAUUUGUAGCUAAUGUUUGGGUACCAGAGGAGAACCGUGUGUGCCAAGUUAAAAACAAACAAAACGAACCAAAGAUUACAUAUUUGUUGCUAGUAACUUUUGGAUAAACUGUCAUUAAGCCGCCACGUUCAUUUGCUCAGUUUAAGUUUAAAUCGAAUAAUUAAAUCUCUUAAACCUAGCUCCUGAGCUCCAUGUUGUAGCUACUAAAGCUACAGAUUACUUUCUAAAAGUGGCCUGUUGUGUUAGGAACUUGGGUUUGGCAGAUAUUUCCAAAGUAUUUAUACUCUUAGAAUAUUUAGGAAAAAUGAAAUUUCGAAAAAAAAAAAUUGUAUAUGUCUUAAAUCUAAUAGCUUUUAUUUGCUAAUUGUUUCAGAAUAGUACUGUAUAUCUGAGAGUGUUUUGGUAGGGUUGCCGGAUCUGAACCACUCAGUACAUCUAAUAUGAAUGAGUGGAGUGCUCUAGCGAAAGUCUACGACCCUCUCAAGGCUGGCAGCAUCGACAGCACAGACCUCGAGCCCCAUGACCGGGCCAUAUGGCGGGCGAUAAAUGCCCAUUACCGGCCCAAUAAAGCUGUAACAGGUGACCCUCAACUCACGCUUUUUGUCGCACGGCUCAACAAAAAGACAACCGAAGAAGACCUUCACAUCGUUUUCUCCAAAUUCGGCGACAUCCGACGACUGCGGCUCGUCCGGGACGCUGUGACUGGCUUCUCUAAGGGCUAUGCCUUUGUGGAGUACAAGGAGGAGCGCUCUUUAAUGCGAGCAUGGAGAGACGGCAACAAGAUGGUUGUAGACCAACACGAGCUGUUCGUGGACUUUGAGCAGGAGCGCACGCUGCAGGGAUGGAUACCGCGGCGACUCGGCGGUGGCCUGGGAGGAAAGAAAGAAUCGGGCCAGCUGAGGUUCGGAGGCAGGGACAGACCAUUCAGGAGACCUAUAAACCUGCCCAGUGCGAUGCCCAGACCAGCUGACCGGUGGAGAGAUGGAGAUGGAGGGAGAGAGGAAAGACAGAGAGAUGAGAGAAGAGCUACGUCUCCAGGCUGGGACAGAGAGCACGGGCGACAGCGGAAUCGGAGGGACGGAUGGGAACGAGGGAAUGAGCGAGGUGGUAGGGAUCACCAUAAAGACAGGAGGGACUCCAGACGAUACAGGGACAGGAGUAGUGAGAGAGAAUCCAACCGAGGAAAGGAUGACAGGAGAUAUCGGGACUCGUACAGAGAUUCGGAUAAAAGAUGACUCAUAUUUAACUCUGUUAAACUUUCUGGUUUCUACAAGUGUUGCUUUUAUCCUUCACUCACCUACGCCUUAGUUGAAACUAUGAUUGUAAAAGGAAAAGAUCUGUAUGUGGCGGCGCCAAGUUCAGGGGCAGAAAAAUACAAACAGCUAUAGUUUGGAUUAACACAUGACUGUUCAUGCGGUAGCUUUGCCAUGGUGAAAUGUAUUCAUAUUAAAUUGCCAAGAUUUCCAGAAA